Aaosphaeria arxii CBS 175.79 is the source of this 1813-nucleotide messenger RNA. RefSeq lists its product as uncharacterized. The record is from RefSeq and is a predicted model, not a curated record. NCBI's taxonomy places the organism in Eukaryota, Fungi, Ascomycota, Dothideomycetes, Pleosporales. The transcript has a single exon. Bases 265 to 1641 code for a protein of 458 amino acids.
UUGGGCUGGUUUGAGCCAUGGGGCGCAGCCCAGUCCUCUAGAGACCAGCCCUGUGGCUUUUUCCUGUGGUGAAGAAAAUAGAUUUUUGGCGUUGCGACCAUUUUAGAGCUCCAUAUGCACAUUGCACGAUUCGUAUCCAUCCACCAUUAAUUGUUUGGCGUUCAUAAAAGCUGGGCGCGGUCCUGCUGUGCAGGAGCUGAAAACCCCAUGAUAUAUCUACACAUUCUUCCACGGCAGAGGAAUUGUUGACUGAUAAACAACAACAUGUCUUCCAACGGCUUCCAGUACGUUGUCAAACCGCUACAAUACAACAGCGAAUGCAUCAACUUCCCAGAGUGGAUCUCGAUCCUGACUCUCUGUCUGGCGCCGCUGCUCGUCCACAUUGUAUCUGGAGCCCCCCCGUUCUCCUUUCUCGCUCAUACAAGACCGGGCAUGUUUGAUAUGCUCACUCACUACAACCCAACGUCCAUCAUCUGGCGGUACGCAGCGAUAACCGACCGACGGCUCCGGGCGAAGCAGUGGACGCAUACCGACCUCGCCGCCGCCAAUGCCAUCUUCUGGACGAACAAGGGCUGGGAUGGCAGCGAGGAGAUGGCGAGAAUUUCCGCCCCGCACUGUAUACGGUAUCCGGAGCAUACAUACGUCCGCAUCUUCUCGAUCGCGACCUUCAAGACCCUCAUCACGACGCUGCAGGGCGUGGCGGCCGUGUACACGCUCGUGGGAUCGUUGACCGGGUUGGCGGACGUGGAUUUCAUCCAGCAGCUGGGAGUGGACAUGAUCUUCUACCCGCUGGCGGUCAUUGGACUCUUGCGUCUCUGUGCCGGAGUAUGGCUCACCGAGGAGUUCGAGUAUGCCUUGAAGGAUGACCACGACGCGACGAACGUGAUGAAUCUGAAUGUGGUGAACGACCCGACCGACAAGAGCGCCCACGGGGUAACAGCUCACCAAUCGACCACCUUCGAAGCCUUCGACCCCUUCAUCGCGAGACCAACCCAGGGGUCCCAAUACCGUAGGCCGGGACGAUCCAUCCCCAGCAUACUGUUCCGCACCGUGUUCUUCCUCAUCAUGGUGGCCUGCCUGGGCCUAUGCAGCAUGUUCGUUGCGCCCUUCGGGAUCGCCAACGGCAAGGCCGAAUUCACCUUGACGUCCUUCUCCGUCGGCGUCUUCUACCUCUUCCUGCUGCUCUCCUCGGUCAUCAUCUACGCAGUGUCCUUAUAUCGUGGACAGAUGACCACCACGCUGCUCCCUUGCAUCUCGAAGGCCUGGUACAAGAUCUACACGCUGGUCGUCUUCGCCGCCAUGACGGCGCUCAUCGUCCUGGCGUCCGUCGAGACGAACCGGCUGCCCAACGGCCUCUACGCCAGCUUCCGGCUCAACGUGCAGCUCACAUGCGAGCAGUCCAAGUUCUGGUACAUCUUCGAGCCCGGGAUGGUGCAGCUCGCGAUGCCAGUCGCGGACGACGCGAAGAGGAAGUGGGUGCAGGAGGAGUUCAAGGGCCUGACCGUGGGGGAGACGACAGGGGCGAUGGGCGGUAUCAAUGAUACGUUGGUGGUGGACGGGGGAAGGUACUAUUUGAACGACUUCGCGGGAUAUUGCGUUGGUAAUAAUAAGGAGUCGAAGAGGAGGAAUGUGACGGCAUAGUUGUGGGAGAGCGAUUGAUUGACCAGGAUCGUGCGCUCUCUCUCCUUUGUCCUCUCUUCGCCAUUACUAUCUCUUUUCAAAACUGUUCAUUGGCAUUACAUGUUGGGCGUUUCUUCGCAUUAACAGUUUUUUUCUUCAAAGGGAAGAAGAUGCACCAGCUGUGCUUGCCGGU